AUAUUUCUAUGCAUCUUACUACUUUAGACGAAAGUAAAAGUGUUUUCUACUUCUUUCUCUACCUAAACGUAUGAUCAUCAUUUAUAUUGCAAAAUGCGACAGAGUGUGCAAGUCAACUUAAUUUUUCUCUUAGUCGGUGCCGUUUUAAUCGUAAUCGGAGGAUGUAUUUUAAUUUUUUGGCCAGCGAUCUUCAAAUCGUUUCUUAGUAAGGAACUGAUGAUUGACGAGAAAUCUCAAUCAUUCAAAGAAUGGAAGAGUCCAAGCAUAGAACUAUACUUUGAUGUUUAUUUAUUUAAUUGGACGAAUGCUGAAGAUUACACAUUCCCAGAAUUUACCAAACCUAUUUUUGAAGAACUUGGUCCUUAUCGUUUUCGAGAAUAUCGUGAUAAAACAGAUCUGAAAUUUCAUCAACACAACUCAACUGUUAGCUAUAAGCCAUUCAGCACUUACAUUUUCGAUGAACAAGGGAGUAAAGGUUCAUUGGAUGACGUAUUAACGACUAUUAAUGUGGUUGCUGUUGGUGCUGUAGCUCAGUCAUUAAAAAUGGAUUAUAACCACAAAAAACUUAUUUCUAUUGCACUUAAUGGAUAUGAAGAAGAAAUUACUGUGACUAAGUCAGCUCGUGAACUUUUGUUUGAAGGCUAUGAAGAUAAUAUGGUGCUGAUGGGGAAAGCAAAUCUAAUUGAAGGUUUUAAUAUCAGUCACAUACCGUACGAUAAGAUAGGAUUUUUCUAUAUGCGAAAUGCAAGCACAGCUUUAAGUGGAAUGCACAAUGUUCAUACAGGAAAGGAUGAUUCAUCGAAGUUGGGAACAAUCCAAAACUAUAAAGGAAGUGAUUUCAGCAACAUGUAUGGUGGAGAAUGCUCGAAAGUUAAGGGAUCACCUGGUGAAUUAUUUCCACUUGAUCAACAGAUAGUGACACUAUCAAUAUUCACACCUGACAUGUGCAGAUCACUUCCAUUUGAUUUUGAGAGAGAAGUUGAUGUUUUUGGAGUCAAAGGAUAUCGAUACUUAGCUGGUGAAAGGUUGAUUGAUAAUGGAACCAAAUAUCCAGAAAAUUUAUGUUACAGUGAAGGAAGUGAAAGAACUUACCCGUCUGGUGUUUUUAACUUAUCUGCAUGUCGUUUUUCAUCACCCGUGUUUAUGUCAUAUCCACAUUUCUAUGGUGCUGAUGAGUACUACUUGGAUCUUGUUCAAGGACUCGAACCUAAUAGAUCCAAACAUGAGUCUUACAUUACACUGGAACCUAUGACUGGAGUUCCAUUAGAGGUAGUUAUGCGAUUUCAACUGAAUUUCUUAUUAAAAGACUCCGAAGACAUCGCCCUUUUCCAAUCUUGUCCCACAACUUUCAUACCAACAUUGUGGGUGGAACAAAAGUACAAAAUUGACGAAAAAAUGAUUGACGAACUUAAGAUUGCAGUUAAAGUUCCAUAUUUUGGUAGAAUUGUUGGGUUGAUUAUUUUUGUGCUUGGAAUAGUAUGUGUACUUAUUACGAUCAUAAUCAAAUGCAUUACAAGGCAGACACUAAAGGAAGCUGAUGUGAAUUUACCUGAAAUAAAAGGAGAAAAUAGAAAACCGAAGGAGAGAUCCUCACCAUUGCUUACUGAUGGAAAAUUAAGACAAAACAUUAAGAUUCAGAAAAUGGAUCAGCAGGUUGAUUAAUAAAAGAUCUGUAAAACACAAAUCCUUACUAUAAGAUCCCACGGUUAAAAGUAAGGAUUUGAUUAAGAACAUUUAAUUGUAGAAAUAUUGAGUCCACUUUGAAAGAUUAUAUCUAGUACAUUAUAUUUAUUUGAUCAUCAUAUUUA
Molecule: messenger RNA, 1808 nt
Organism: Chironomus riparius
Lineage: Eukaryota; Metazoa; Arthropoda; Insecta; Diptera; Chironomidae
Source: the annotation of a GenBank genome assembly